AUGUAUAAGGCCAGGACGAACAAAUGUUGCACAAAAUUCCAUCACCGUGAGGAUCGUGUCAUGAAUACCCCGCAAGGAGAUCCACAGAUGUGGAUUCGAGUCCCCACGGCAGCAGUGUUUUGCAAACAUCAGAAAGCCCACACAGGGGAGAAGCCUUUUGAAUGCUCAGUGUGUGGAAAGAGAUUCAGUCAGAGUGGACAUCUUCAAAGGCAUCAGAGAACCCACACAGGAGAGAAGCCUUUUGAAUGCUCAGUGUGUGGAAAGAGAUUCAGUCAGAGUGGACAUCUUCAAACGCAUCAGAGAACCCACACAGGGGAGAAGCCUUUUGAAUGCUCAGUGUGUGGAAAGAGAUUCAUUGAGAGUGGCAGUCUUCAAAAGCAUCAGAGAACCCACACAGGGGAGAAGCCUUUUGAAUGCUCAGUGUGUGGAAAGAGAUUCAGUCAGAAUGGCAAUCUUCAAGAGCAUCAGAGAACCCACACAGGGGAGAAGCCUUUUGAAUGCUCAGUGUGUGGAAAGAGAUUCAUUCGGAGUGACAGUCUUCAAGAGCAUCAGAGAACCCACACAGGGGAGAAGCCUUUUGAAUGCUCAGUGUGUGGAAAGAGAUUCAGUAUGAGUAGACAUCUUAAAAUGCAUCAGAGAACCCACACAGGAGAGAAGCCCUUUGAAUGCUCAGUGUGUGGAAAGAGAUUCAUUACGAGUGAUCGUCUUCAAACACAUCAGAGAAGCCACACAGGGGAAAAGCCUUUUGAAUGCUCAGUGUGUGGAAAGAGAUUCAGUCAGAAUGGCAGUCUUCAAAGGCAUCAGAGAACCCACACAGGGGAGAAGCCUUUUGAAUGCUCAGUGUGUGGAAAGAGAUUCAGUUACAAUGGCAGUCUUCAAACGCAUCAGAGAACCCACACAGGGGAGAAGCUUUUUGAAUGCUCAGUUUGUGGAAAGAGAUUCAGUCACAAUGGCAGCCUUCAAAUGCAUGAGAGCACCCACACAGGGGAGAAGCCUUUUGAAUGCUUAGUGUGUGGAAAGAGAUUCAGUAUGAGUGGAUAUCUUCAAACGCAUCAGAGAACCCACACAGGGGAGAAGCCUUUUGAAUGCUCAGUGUGUGGAAAGAGAUUCAGUGAGAAUGGCAGUCUUCAAAGGCAUCAGAGAACGCACACAGGGGAGAAGCCUUUUGAAUGCUCAGAGUGUGGAAAGAGAUUCAGUGAGAGUGGCAGUCUUCAAAAGCAUCAGAGAAUCCACAAUGGAGAGAAGCCUUUUGAAUGCUCAGUGUGUGGGAAGAGAUUCAGUGAGAGUGGCCAUCUUCAAACGCAUCAGAGAACCCACACAGGGGAGAAGCCUUUUGAAUGCUCAGUGUGUGGAAAGAGAUUCAGUCAGAGUGGUAAUCUUCAAACGCAUCAGAGAACGCACACAGGGGAGAAGCCUUUUGAAUGCUCAGUGUGUGGAAAGAGAUUCAUUACGAGCAGCACUUCUCCCCGGGACGCAGCAAGCCCUUGA
Molecule: messenger RNA, 1488 nt
Organism: Heteronotia binoei (common prickly gecko)
Lineage: Eukaryota; Metazoa; Chordata; Lepidosauria; Squamata; Gekkonidae
Product: zinc finger protein 84-like
Exons: 3
Coding region: 1-1488 (495 amino acids)
Biological process (GO): regulation of transcription by RNA polymerase II
Cellular component (GO): nucleus
Molecular function (GO): RNA polymerase II cis-regulatory region sequence-specific DNA binding; DNA-binding transcription factor activity, RNA polymerase II-specific
Source: RefSeq, a predicted model, not a curated record